GUCCCAACCAUCUAUUUUAAUCAGCUCAAGAGUUGUGUCUUCAAUUCGCCUUCUGUGCCUCAAACAUCUUAUCUCAAGUACAGCAAAUGGCAAUAACCCAAAAGGGGCUAAUAACCCAAAAGACCAAAUUCCUGGAAUGUGUCUGUCUCUACGAGUUGAAGAGAGGGCUGUGCGGAGCUUUGGGAACGCCGACGUCAGAGACGGACAGCUCCGGACUGCCAUGAGAAUUCUGCCUCUAUAAAUCCCCAGGAGAAAGUGCCCUGAGCCAGAACGCCACCCUCACGCUUCCACACCGCUUAUCUUGGCACAGAGGAUCAACCCAGUUUUCAGUGCACACCUACGACAGCUACAGGAAGAGUAAAGAUGCGCGGUGCAGUGUUGGGAUGCCUGCUGCUGGUGUGUGCUGUGGUCCUGCUGGUCGAGCAAGCCGAGGGUCACAUCACUUUCUUCAGCCUCAAAGAGAUGGAGAAUAUGCGGAAAAAGGUUCGCUCAACGGAAGAAACACCUGAAGACAGGUCAGUUCAGCCACUACCACUGGAGGAGGAACCCCUGGCCCAGGACUCAGGCGUUGAGAUCUCUAUCAAACUGACCGCUGAUCAGCUGGAGCACGUAACAAAGGAGAUCGUAAAGGAUGCCAUGGAAAUUGGAGCUGCUUAAGGAGUCAGCGGUUCCGCCCCUAUCUGCAGACUGCUGAUGAUAGACACCUUCGACCAUCCAUUGCGAGCUCAUUUUGUGCCCUGUGAAAAUGGAUAAAUAAAUCUUAGCUAUC
Messenger RNA from Sardina pilchardus (European sardine), 769 nucleotides. It is a transcript of the gene mlnl, whose product is annotated as motilin-like. The transcript is spliced from 5 exons. The coding region runs from base 364 to 657 and encodes 97 amino acids. The record is from RefSeq and is a predicted model, not a curated record. Lineage: Eukaryota; Metazoa; Chordata; Actinopteri; Clupeiformes; Clupeidae.